CUUAGUAAUGACAAAAUCAGUCCCUUUAAAGUAUACAAGAUGGACAAAAUGGUUUAAGCCAGUUUUUGGCUUGCAUUGUGGCUCUUGGGCUAUUAACAUUUGCUAACACAAAGAUUUCAGACACAAUGAACUUUUCCCUGCAGCACAGCUGAAGCCAUUCUACAAAUACCCUCUCACCCACUGGCUCAGCACCCUUCCUCUCCAGCAGAAAGGUCCUGGGAUGUAAUCCCACCCACAGGCUGCCCUAUAAAAGGCCUAGCUAGAAAACUAUGUUUGUAUUUCUGACUGCUUCUUCCUCCUUCUGUGUGGCAAUGCCUGUGGAUUUCAGCGGAACCUGGAACCUUGUCAGCAAUGACAACUUUGAAGGUUAUAUGGUGGCCUUAGGUAUUGACUUUGCAACGCGCAAAAUAGCAAAAAUGCUGAAGCCUCAGAAAGUGAUCAAACAAGAUGGUGAUUCAUUCUAUAUCCAUACCACUAGCUCAUUCAGAGAUUAUUUGCUUGAAUUCAAAGUUGGAGAAGAGUUUGAGGAAGAUAAUAAAGGCUUGGAUAACAGAAAAUGCAAGAGCCUAGUUACCUGGGAAAACGACAAACUUGUCUGUGUCCAGACUGGUGAGAAGAAGAACAGGGGCUGGACUCACUGGCUCGAAGGGGAUGACCUCCACCUGGAGCUUCGUUGUGAGAAUCAAGUCUGCAGACAGGUCUUCAAGAGAGCUUGAGUGUGUGUGGUGUGCUAGGUCCUGCCUGCAGGGCCAGCUCUGCUCAGGAGCCGUGUCCAGGGAGGGCUCUACCAACAAGAACUGGCUCCUGUACCUAUUAACCUGAGUGGUCUGAAGUUCCUGGCUCAGGAAAUAAGUCUGCUGUUGCCAGUGUUAAAGGUCUGAUUUUUGCUAAUAAAUGCCUCAAACCAA
Melospiza georgiana is the source of this 908-nucleotide messenger RNA. It is a transcript of the gene RBP7, whose product is annotated as retinol binding protein 7. The transcript has 4 exons. Gene Ontology annotation, molecular function: fatty acid binding. Gene Ontology annotation, biological process: fatty acid transport. Gene Ontology annotation, cellular component: cytosol; nucleus. The record is from RefSeq and is a predicted model, not a curated record. NCBI's taxonomy places the organism in Eukaryota, Metazoa, Chordata, Aves, Passeriformes, Passerellidae. The coding region runs from base 270 to 716 and encodes 148 amino acids.